Otolemur garnettii (small-eared galago) is the source of this 1591-nucleotide messenger RNA. RefSeq names its product carbonic anhydrase 9 (gene CA9). Lineage: Eukaryota; Metazoa; Chordata; Mammalia; Primates; Galagidae. Gene Ontology annotation, cellular component: plasma membrane. The transcript is spliced from 11 exons. Gene Ontology annotation, molecular function: carbonate dehydratase activity; zinc ion binding. Bases 72 to 1460 code for a protein of 462 amino acids. The record is from RefSeq and is a predicted model, not a curated record.
GCUCCCCUCCAGGCUUGCUCCUCCCCCACCAGGCUCCUGUUUCCAAUGCACGUACUACCCGUCCACACGGUAUGCUGGGACACCCCGCAGUCAGCCACAUGGCUCCCCUGUGCCCCAGCCCCUGGCUCCCUCUGCUGAUUCCCGCCCCUGCCCCAGGCCUUACUGUGCAAUUGCUGCUGUCACUGCUGCUCCUGGUGCCUGUCCGUCCCCAGAGCAUGCUCCAGAUGCAAGGGGAUCCCCCCAUUGGAGGAGGUUCGUCUGGGGAAGAUGACCCACUAGGUGAGGAAGAUCUGCCCAGUGAAGAGGAUCCCCCUGGAGAGGAGGAUCCACUUGGAGAAGAAGAUCCACUUGGAGAAGAAGAUCCACAUGAAGUUAAGCCUGAACCAGGAGAAGAAGACUCCCUGAAGUUAGAGGAUCUACCUACUAUUGAGGCUCCCAGAGAUACUCAAGACCCCCAGAAUAAUGCCCACAGGGACAAGAAAGGCGAUGACCACAGUCAUUGGCGCUAUGGAGGAGACCCGCCCUGGCCGCAGGUGUCCCCAGCCUGCGCAGGCCGCUUUCAGUCCCCGGUAGAUAUUCGCCCCGAGCUCGCCGCGCCGUGCCCCGCCCUGCGACCCCUGGAACUCCUGGGUUUUGAGCUCCCGCCACUCCCAGAACUGCGCCUGCGCAACAAUGGCCAUACUGUGCAGUUGACUCUGCCUCCCGGGGUACAGAUGGCCCUGGGUCCUGGGCAGGAAUACAGGGCCCUGCAGCUGCAUCUGCACUGGGGGGCUCCAGGGCGCCCAGGCUCAGAGCACACCGUUGAUGGCCACCGCUUCCCUGCCGAGAUCCAUGUGGUUCAUCUCAGCACCGCAUUUACCAAAGUUGACGAGGCCUUGGGGCGCCCGGGAGGCCUGGCCGUGUUGGCCUCCUUUCUGCAGGAGGGGCCAGAAGAAAAUAGUGCCUAUGAGCAGUUGCUGUCACAUUUGGAAGAAAUCGCUGAAGAAGGCUCAGAGACUUGGGUCCCAGGACUGGACAUAUCUGCACUGCUACCCUCUGACCUCAGCCGCUACUUCCGAUAUGAGGGGUCUCUGACCACACCUCCCUGUGCUCAGGGGGUCAUCUGGACUGUGUUCAACCAGACAGUGAAGCUCAGUGCUAAGCAGCUCCACAUGCUCUCUGGCUCCCUAUGGGGACCCAGUGACUCCCGACUACAGAUGAAUUUCCGAGCGACACAGCCUUUGAAUGGACGAGUGAUUGAGGCCUCUUUCCCUGCUCAAGUGGACAGUAGUCCUCAGACCAUUGAGCCAGUCCACCUAAAUUCCUGCUUUGCUGCUGGUGACAUCCUGGCCCUGGUUUUUGGCCUCCUCUUUGCUGUCACCAGCAUCACCCUCUUUGUGCAGAUGAGAAGGCAGCACAGAAGUGGGACCAAAGCAAUUGUUAGCUACCACCCAGCAGAGGUCGCUGAGACUGGUGCCUGAACUUGGAGAAUGUGCAGACAAGCCGGCUAGAGAAAUCUGAGGGGGAGCUGGAAACUUUGUCCUGCCCUGCCCAUUAUACCACUUCCUUUUCAACCUCCAAAGAAUUUUUUAAAAUAAAUAUUUCUGAUAAA